This is a messenger RNA of Fomitiporia mediterranea MF3/22, 870 nucleotides long. RefSeq names its product Diaminopimelate epimerase-like protein. Bases 1 to 870 code for a protein of 289 amino acids. The transcript has 3 exons. Gene Ontology annotation, biological process: biosynthetic process. Gene Ontology annotation, cellular component: cytoplasm. Gene Ontology annotation, molecular function: isomerase activity. Lineage: Eukaryota; Fungi; Basidiomycota; Agaricomycetes; Hymenochaetales; Hymenochaetaceae. The record is from RefSeq and is a predicted model, not a curated record.
AUGGCUGAACUAUCCCAACAAGAAUGCGACUUCUCCAUUGUCAAUGCUUUCUCUAGCUCUGUAUUCGGAGGAAACCCAGCUGUCGUUCUCUUCCUCGACGCUCCACUCUCUAAUGACGAUCUAUACCUCAAAAUCGCUCAAAACUUCAAUCAGCCCAUGGCAUGCUUUGUCUUCCCUGCUGAGACUGGGGAAACGGAGCCAGAUGAGACAACAGUGACGUUUCGUAUCCGCUGGUUCACUGUGUCGAGGGAAUCACCAACUAUGCGGACAUGGAACACUUGCGGCCGCCCAUGCACUCCUUGCGCGACCUGGUCUCGUUCCGACACACUCACAGGAGCUGCUGAUCGGAUUGAAAUUGAGAUGCCCUUGUUCGACGCCAAGUCAGUCGAAGAUUCAGAGUUCGCACUAAUAAAGGGAGUGAUCUCUAAGGCUUUCCGUCGAGAUGUCAAAGUGAAAUAUAUUGGAUGCUCUGGGAGCGGAGAACCUGGUUCAGACCAUUAUGUACUCGUUGAACUUGACGAAAGUGAGGCUCUUGGAGAUGUCGACAUAGACAUUCCCGCUUUCAACGAAGAAACGCCCUAUCGGAUUAACAUCCUCACAAGGAAAUCUCAGCAACCAAGCAUCGCAUACGAAGCUCGAAUGUUUGCGCCGCGGUCUGGUGUGCCGGAGGAUCAAGUCUGCGGGUCAGCGAAUUGCCUCAUGGCACCGUAUUGGGCGAAUAAAAUGAAUAUUGCGUCCAAGGCAGAGAUGGUCGCGAAAUUUGUCAGUCCAAGGGGCGGUGUCCUUUGGGUAACCGUUGAUCAGGAGAACAGGAAAGUUUAUCUCGCAGGAGAAGCAAAGUUGACUAUCGUCGGCCAGGUUUUCUUGUGA